This is a messenger RNA of Adineta steineri, 1916 nucleotides long. The record is from the annotation of a GenBank genome assembly. Lineage: Eukaryota; Metazoa; Rotifera; Eurotatoria; Adinetida; Adinetidae.
GUGCGUCUACCAGUGGUUCAGCAUCCAAUCAAUUAAGUAGUCCAUCAACUUUUAGUUUUGAUAGCUAUGGAAAUAUAUUUAUCACUGAUCAAGGCAACAGUCGAGUGCAAAAGUUUCUUAUAACAACUACUACUUAUAAUGUGACUCUUAAUCAACCAAAUUUGUGCCCAUCAACAACAUGGUAUACAAAUGCAAUUACAUUUGCUAAUAGUAGUACGGCUGGAACAGGUGUAUAUGGUGUUUUUGUUAGUAUUAAUAAUACUGUCUACGUAGCUAAUCAACAAACUAAUAAGGUUGUAAUAUGGUUCGAAGGAAGUAUUAAUCCAGAUAAAAUUCUUUCUGGUACUCUGAGUACACCAGAUGAUCUUUUCGUUACUCCUCUAGGUGAUAUAUAUGUUGAUAAUGGUGUAAGUAAUAGUCGAGUUGAUAAAUUUUCAUUCAACUCAAGUAUAAGUACUGUUGUAAUGUCAGUUCCAAAUGUAUGUACUGGCAUUUUUGUUGAUAUUAGUAAUAAUCUUUAUUGUGCAGCUUAUACUUCUCAUCAAGUUGUUAAGAAAUGGCUGAAUGAUAGUGUGCCCACGUCAACUAUUGUUGCUGGCACAGGUACAGCUGGAUCAACAGCAACUACACUUAAUACGCCAACUGGGAUUUUUGUCGAUGCUGAAAUUAAUUUAUAUGUUGCAGAUUCUCAGAACAAUAGAAUACAAAUGUUUCCUCUUGGACAAUUUACUGCAAUAACUUUAGCAGGAGCUAGUGCACCAGGAACUAUUACACUCAAUACUCCAAAUGGUGUUACACUAGAUGGCAAUGGAUAUCUUUUUAUUGCAGAUUGUUAUAAUCAUCGAAUAAUUGGAUCAGGACCAUAUGGUUUCCGAUGUUUAUUUGGAUGUACAACUACUGCUGGUUCUUCAUCAAGUCAAUUAAAUGUACCACGAACUUUUGGUUUCGAUAGUUAUGGAAAUCUUUUUGUUUCUGAUGGAGAUAAUAAUCGAGUGCAAAAGUUUAUAUUAGCAUCAAAUUCAUGUAGUCUUUCUUAUAAUCAACCAACAUUUUGCUCAAAUGCUUUAUGGUAUUCUAAUGCAUCAACUUUUGCAUCAAGUAGUACAAUUGGCUCAUUCCCAUAUGGUAUUUUUAUUAAUGGAAUUAAUACUGUAUAUGUACCUAAUCGAGUUAGUAACACUAUUUUAUUAUGGCCUCAAGGUAGUAAUACAUCAACAACUAAUACUUAUAGUAAUUUGAGCAAUCCAUAUAGUCUUUUUAUGUCUAUGGCUGGUGAUAUCUAUAUUGAUAAUGGUUAUUCAUAUGGUCGAGUCGAUAAAUACAUAUUUAAUACAUCAAAUCGCGUUACAGUUAUGAAUGUUAAUGGAAGUUGUUAUGGUUUAUUUAUUGAUAUUAGUAAUAAUCUUUAUUGUUCACUUAAAAAUCAUCAUCAAGUUGUUAAACUCUUACUUAAUAAUGGUACAACCAUACCAACAAUUACGGCCGGUAAUGGUUCUACUGGAUCACUAUCAAAUAUGCUUAAUUCUCCUCAAGGAAUCUAUGUUGAUAGUAAUUUAAACUUAUAUAUUGCAGAUUGUGCUAACAAUCGUAUUCAAUUAGUUCAAACCGGGCAGUUAAAUGGAGUGACAAUCGUUGGUAAUGGAUCUUCAACAAAUUUUAUACUUAACUAUCCAACUGGAAUUGUUCUUGAUGCUUAUGGUUAUUUAUUUAUUGUUGAUAGUUAUAAUCAUCGUAUUGUUGCUUCAGGUUCUACUGGUUUUCGAUGUAUAGUGGGAUGUUCGGGAGGUGGUUCAUCUGCGUCUCAAUUAUCUUUUCCACAAAGUAUGGCUUUUGAUAGCUAUGGAAAUAUAUAUGUUACUGAUCGAAAUAAUAGUCGAGUGCAACAAUUCACUCUUGAAACUAACAAUUGCAUAUAA